Molecule: messenger RNA, 2384 nt
Organism: Wasmannia auropunctata (little fire ant)
Lineage: Eukaryota; Metazoa; Arthropoda; Insecta; Hymenoptera; Formicidae
Product: putative GTP-binding protein 6
Exons: 3
Coding region: 929-2368 (479 amino acids)
Cellular component (GO): cytoplasm
Molecular function (GO): ribosome binding; GTP binding
Source: RefSeq, a predicted model, not a curated record
AAUGAAAUAUUAAUAUUUUUGCAUUCCAAUUGAACAUUAUCUGCGAUAAUGGACGUGAUAACGGUAAAAUAUCAAUGCCAACAUAUCAUUGAAAUUCAAUAUUUCUGUCAACAAAGCAGUAAAAAAGUUUUAAUCCUUCUCGAUGAAAAUUUUUUAGUAUUCAACAUUUAUAAUAAAAUUAAUGCAACGGUAUGUACAUUUGAGCGUUUUGAAUAAUAUACAAUUUAAUUAAUAGUUUAGAAAAAUUCAAAUCGAUUAGAAUCAUUUUUACAAGUUUUAGAUAAAUUUAUAUUUGACAAAAUUCAAGAUAAUCGUGAUAAUUUCUCAGAAGCGUAUUAUAGGUAUAUGUAUUUCCUUGCAAUCUACUUCGUAUGUACAUACAUAUAUGUAUACGUGCGCGUGUCAAGUAUAUUCGUGGAAUCAGCUGAUCGGGGAACGCUGCUCGUGCUAAUCGUCCUCUGAUCAUUUCGCACAAUUGGAACGAUGUCGUAUAUUUAGUGUAUACAUGUGUUAGCAUUGUACGCAUCGAAUUAUUCUAUUAUGAGCAAAGUUACAUCAUGCGAAACAGUCAUAGAGCAUUAAUUGACGUAUCUUUGCCAGUGAUGAGGUUAGGACGACUGCAUAACAUAACCUCACACAAGUGUAAACAAACGUUCGCGGAAAGCAAUGAAGAGUAAUUAAAUAAUUAAUGGUGCGAUUUCCCACUGUAUAUAACUUUUAAUAUACCCUGUUAAUUAUUUUCUUUAUAAUUAUUGUGUUGUUUUAAUAUGCGAUUAAUAAAAAUUAAGAGCAACGUCAAAGUACACCAAGAAGAUAACUAAAUGAUCUUACAUAAUAAAACUAUAACGAUAUCGAAUAUUAUGUACUAUUUACACAGUUAGCAAUUAUUACAUUAUUAAGUGUACGAAAUUGACAAUAUUUUUGCAAAAUGCAUUGCAUACGCAAGAUCCUAAGUAUUGCACAGCGGAAUCUGCAAGUAUCAUGCAACCAAGUUGAUACAAUUUACAAGAGCUCGGGAAUACCGCUACGAAAUAUCGUUUGUCGUUUCAAUCACGACUCCGAGGAAUGUGUAUCCGCGGAAGGUGAGAGGGACCAGGAGUACGUCAGGCUCACCAGUCAUUAUUUAGGCAUUGCAGUCGGUGGGCACAGGACGUUUGUUUUACAGCCGUACAUAAAAUGGGGCAGGGACAAGAAGAGGAACACCUCGCCGGAGCUGCAAAUGGCCGAGGCUGUGGCGCUGAUAAACAGUCUGCCUAACUGGUGCGUAGUCGGUGCGAAGUACGCCCCGUUACUCUCGUUGCAGAAGAAGCAACUGCUGGGCACCGGCUCGAUGGAGGACUUGAAGAAGGAAUUAGGUAAAUGCGGUAACCCCACUGCCGUAUUUGUUAGCACCAAUAUGCUGAAAUUCGUUCAGAUCAGCCGACUGGAGAAGAUCCUCGGUCUACCGGUGUACGAUCGUUACUCCAUAGUCAUCCACAUAUUCCGCGAGCACGCGAAGACUGCAGAGGCGAAAUUGCAGGUGUCCUUGGCGGAGAUACCGUACAUUCGGAAGAAAAUACUUGAAACGAGCGUCACCCGCACCGGCGCGAUAAACGUGACGGAGGAGUCGAAACUGUUCCUUGACGGUAAAGAGAGGAAAUUGAGGAACGAGCUGAAGAAGUUGCAGCAGCAUCGACGAACAAUCAGGAGUCAGCGUAAGAGGCACGGCUUCCCCACGGUCGCCGUGGUCGGUUACACGAACGCGGGGAAAACAUCCUUGAUAAAAGCGCUCACGGAUGACGGCGCUUUACAACCCAGAGACAAAUUAUUCGCGACUCUCGACACGACCGCGCACGAGGGCAUUUUGCCCAACAAGUUAAAAAUUUUGUACAUGGACACCAUUGGAUUCAUUCAGGACGUGCCGGAAACUCUGAUCGAACCAUUUGUUGUGACCCUGGAAGAUGCCAUGAUUGCUGACGUGAUAGUUCACAUAUAUGAUGCCAGUCAUCCCGACAUGAAGGCGCAAUAUCAGCAUGUUCAGAAGACGAUAAAACCCAUGUUGGACUCUCGUCCAAUAAUUGACGUUGCCAAUAAGUGCGAUCUUGUUCAAGGCGACUGCAUACCUGAGGAUGCGAUUGCCGUUUCCGCUAAGAAUCUGACAGGAAUCGAUUUGUUGCGCUUGAAGAUACAGGAAGUCCUUUUAGCCACCACCGGACUAUUAAGCAUACGCGCGAGGGUAAAAGCGGGCAGUCCUGCGGCCAGCUGGUUGUACAAAAUGACGACAGUGACAAACGCCGAGUCAGAUCCGGACGACGCUCAGUAUUUAAUUAUGAAAGUGAUCGCCACUUCGGUCGAUAUUCAGAAGUUCAAGAAAUUUUUAAAGCAAUAAAAAAGUUUAUACCACA